AGCGUUUCCAUGGCUCAAACAUGAUGUUCGAUGUCCGGAGGCCUCGUAGCGUCGCGGGUUGCCUCGCGUCGAAGACAUCGGCUUGCAUUGGCAAAGCAACACAGCUGGCUUAUCGCUAGUUCCAUUGUGCCGCAGAUAUGCCAGACGAUGGCAAGGCCGAAGAGAAGCCAACAGCAGUCGAUCCAAAUCUGAAGCCCAGUGAGUCCAAGGGGUCGAAAGACCAUGGCACUGGCGAGUGCAAGCCUUGCGCUUGGUAUUGGAAGCCUCAGGGCUGCCGCAAUGGAAAGGACUGUGCUCACUGCCACAUGUGCGAAAAAGAUGAGCUCAAAAAUCGGAAAAAGAGGAAAGCCGCGAGCACCAAGAAGCCGGCAAGGAGGUCGCCAAGACGUUCCAGAAGCCCCGAGCGACGUCGACCAGAUCGACCCGACAGCCACGAGCCGAACGGCCACGAGAGCUACCGCGCCUACUAUGAGCGCGCCUACGGCACACCUCCUCCGCAUCCGAAUCCUUACGCCUACUAUCCACCUCCAGAUCCCAGAUAUCCACCGCCAGGCGCAUAUGGAUACCCGCCACCAGCCUAUGGAUACUAUCCACCGGCAUAUGGGUAUCCGCCGCCAGGAUAUGGAUACCCGCCAGGAUAUGCUUAUCCACCACCGAGCUAUGAACCACCGCGUCCGACAGAUGGAAGGACGCGUGGACGAAGUCGAAGCCCAAGUCUAAGUCCAAGCGCGAGCUUGAGCCCAAGUCCAAAAAGACAUAGAGCUUCAGACAACUAAGAGUCUUUGGCUUCUGCCGCCUGUGAGCAUCCUGCUGGCGCCAGCAGAAGGUUGCCGUCUUGGGUAGCUGGCUGAGCGAAUGGGAAGCACGCGGCGGAACAGGGUCUCACCUGGUGCGCUCAUGCUGAGGAUAGAUUCAUUCAGAG
Messenger RNA from Durusdinium trenchii, 922 nucleotides. The record is from the annotation of a GenBank genome assembly. NCBI's taxonomy places the organism in Eukaryota, Dinophyceae, Suessiales, Symbiodiniaceae.